GCCGGAGGAGGUGCGCGCCCACAUCUAUCUUUGCAGAGAUCCUUCCAGGCUACCCCUUCCCCAGGCAGGCUGAGGAGGAGAGGAAGCAAUCCCCUCACCCAACUUCACCCUCUUCUGCUCUUUCCGGUGCUGGCUGGUUUCUCCCUUCAUGCUACACUGAGUAAUGAAGUAGUGUGGAAGGAAUUCUGGGAAAACCAGAAUGUCUGGGUCCUUUAUCCUUGCUCCGUUUGAUGCUGGUUAAGGAGCUUCCUCCCCAGAGCCUCGGUUUGCCCAUCUUUAAAAUGGACAGACCUGCGUGCCUUUGCAAAGGUGCCCAAAGCCCUGGUGAGAGAGAGAACGGAUGGGAAGCAGCUUUCAUUUGAAGAAGCGGCCGAAAUCUCUGCACAGAGGCGCGCAACCAUGUAGGAUGCAGCGGCGCAAGAUCUUUCACGUGCCCCACACCUUCUUGGAUGCUGGAGGAAAUUAUUACGCUAGGGGUUCCUCAGAGUGGGACUUGAGAUUAGUAUCUAGGGGCACAGUGAAAGGAAAACCUAUGACUGAGCUGCGAGCUUUGGGGCGUCACUCUUCCUACAAUUGACCCAGGCCAGUCAAGAAGCAUCAAGGCUAGUAGCUUGCGCUGAGCCCGCAUUCCUCCCGGACUCUGGACCGCUGGAAAGGAGGCGUUGCUGCUCCCAGGUAUUCUUUUUCCCUUAGGCAAAAGGCCAGCCUACGCUGUCCUGAACUGGAAAGGGAUGGCUGCAUUGAGUGUGCACUUCACAAUUCACAAGGAAUGGCAGGUUUGAACAAAUCUGCUUGAUAAGAAAGGCCUUAGCGUCGCCCAUUUAAUUCAUUCUGUGGGCAAUGACUUAUUGAGCACCUACUGCAUACCAGUUAGUUAGAACCUGGGCAGUCUCUCCCCCCCUUUUCUUCUCAAAGUCGCUUAAACGCAGAGGACAGAGGGAGGCACUCGGUAACCUAGGAGUCCUGGCUCCGCCCCUUCCGCCUUUGGCCUUGUCUGCUCCUCCCAUCACCACUCAGAGGCGGCUACUGGCCCGCAACGGAGACCGAAAGCACAGCCUCGGGCUUCAAGCCCUGUAGCUGCGAAGACAUCUGAUGGUACAUCGCUGGUUCGUCCUGCCUCAGUUUCGGGGGCCAUCGGAAAGCUUUCCGAUAAGGAUUCUCAGUGAGGCCGCACUCGAUUAAAUCGGUCUGUCUCUCCAGACCAAGGAGGCGGGCUCGCCGCAGCCGCUUCAAGGCCAAAGCUAGAAGAGCUUACUGCGCACGCGCAGUGGCCUGCGAUGGAGCCACCAAUGGAGCAGUCCGGAGGGGAGCAAGAACCGGGAGCUGUCAGGCUCCUGGAUCUGCCCUGGGAAGACGUGCUGCUCCCGCACGUCCUGACCUGGGUCCCGCUGCGCCAGCUGCUCCGGCUGCAGCGCGUCAGCCGCGCCUUCCGAGCGCUCGUGCAGCUGCACCUGGCGGGGCUGCGCCGCUUCGACGCCGCUCAGGUGGGGCCCCAGAUUCCUCGGGCCGCGUUAGCCCGGCUACUGCGGGAUGCCGAGGGGCUGCAGGAGCUGGCGCUGGCUCCGUGUCACGAAUGGCUGUCGGACGAGGACCUGGUGCCAGUACUGGCACGGAAUCCGCAGCUCCGGAGCGUGGCCCUGGCCGGCUGCGGCCAGCUGAGCCGCCGAACGCUGGGGGCGCUGGCUGAGGGUUGCCCGCGUCUGCAGCGCCUUUCGCUCGCUCACUGUGACUGGGUGGACGGGCUGGCACUACGUGGCCUCGCCGACCGCUGCCCGGCUCUGGAGGAGCUAGACCUCACUGCCUGUCGCCAGCUCAAGGACGAGGCCAUCGUGUACCUGGCGCAGAGACGCGGCGCGAGCCUCCGCAGCCUCUCGUUGGCUGUUAACGCCAAUGUGGGGGACACCGCGGUCCAAGAGUUGGCCCGAAACUGCCCGCAACUCGAGCACCUCGACCUCACAGGCUGCCUUCGCGUCGGAAGCAACGGUGUCAGGACCCUGGCUGAGUACUGCCCGGCGCUGCGCUCGCUGAGGGUGCGGCACUGCCACCACGUGGCCGAGCCCAGCCUGAGCCGCUUGUGGAACCGUGGUGUGGACAUCGACGUGGAACCCCCGCUGCACCAGGCCUUGGUGCUACUCCAGGACAUGGCAGGAUUCGCACCCUUUGUCAACCUGCAGGUCUAACGGACUUUCCUUGGGGUGGGAGCACAGCUGGACUGUGUAGCCGGGACCUGACACUGAGCUGUAGGGAAACUGAACUGUGGGGGCCUGGGGUUGAGAGGCCUGUGACAAACCCGGCCCCACCCUGGAAUUUCAAAUAAAGAGCU
Messenger RNA from Chionomys nivalis (European snow vole), 2323 nucleotides. It is a transcript of the gene Fbxl15, whose product is annotated as F-box and leucine rich repeat protein 15. The record is from RefSeq and is a predicted model, not a curated record. NCBI's taxonomy places the organism in Eukaryota, Metazoa, Chordata, Mammalia, Rodentia, Cricetidae. The transcript has 4 exons. Bases 1278 to 2180 code for a protein of 300 amino acids. Gene Ontology annotation, molecular function: protein binding.